AUUUUACAGAUGUCAUGGCGCCCAACCUACCGAAGCUCCAAGUUUCGAAACGUGUACGGCAAAGUGGCCAACCGGGAGCACUGCUUCGACGGCAUUCCCAUCACAAAGAACGUCCAUGACAACCACUUCUGCGCUGUCAACGCCAAGUUCCUUGCUAUAGUGACGGAGAGUGCUGGAGGAGGGUCAUUCAUCGUGAUCCCUGUCACACAGUCAGGACGCAUCGACCCACACUACCCAAAGGUCUGUGGUCACCAAGGAAACGUAUUAGACAUCAAGUGGAACCCAUUCCAUGACAACAUAAUCGCUUCCUGUUCGGAGGACUCAUCUGUGCGGAUAUGGGAAAUUCCAGACGGUGGAUUAAGGAGGAAUAUGACAGAAGCAGUUCUGGAGCUGUAUGGACACAGCAGACGUGUGGGACUUAUAGAAUGGCACCCGACCAGUAACGGCAUCCUGUUCAGUGCAGGCUAUGACUACAAGAUCUUGAUCUGGAAUCUGGAGAUUGGGGAGCCAGUGAAGAUGAUUGAUUGCCACACAGAUGUGAUUCUCUGCAUGUCUUUUAACACAGAGGGCAGUCUGCUGACCACCACCUGCAAAGAUAAGAAGCUACGUGUGAUUGAGCCCCGUUCAGGCCGAGUUUUACAGGAGGCAAACUGUAAGAACCACAAGGUGAACCGAGUUGUGUUUCUGGGCAACAUGAAGCGUUUGCUAACAACAGGGGUCUCCCGUUGGAACACCAGACAGAUAGUCCUGUGGGAUCAGGAGGAUCUCUCCAUGCCAAUCAAAGAAGAGGAGAUAGAUGGUCUCUCAGGCUUGCUGUUUCCGUUUUAUGAUCCAGAUACUCACAUGCUCUACCUAGCAGGCAAAGGAGAUGGAAAUAUCCGUUACUAUGAGGUCACCACAGAGAAACCAUACCUGCAGUACCUCAUGGAGUUCCGAUCUCCCGCCCCACAGAAAGGACUUGGUGUAAUGCCAAAACAUGGGUUGGAUGUUGGGGCUUGUGAGGUGUUCAGGUUCUACAAACUGGUAACACUGAAAGGACUGAUAGAGCCAAUCUCUAUGAUUGUGCCAAGGAGGUCAGAGACAUAUCAAGAGGACAUCUAUCCAAUGACUGCAGGAACAGAACCUGCUCUCUCUGCUGAAGAGUGGCUCAGUGGCGUCAACAGAGGUCCAGUCCUCAUGUCUCUGAAAGAAGGCUACAGCAAACCUAGCAAGUUGGUAUUUAAGGCUCCAGUGAAGGAGAAGAAAAGCGUGGUAGUAAAUGGGAUUGACCUGCUGGAAAAUGUUCCCCCCAGAACAGAGAAUGAGCUCCUGAGGAUGUUUUUCAGGCAGCAGGAGGAGCUGAGGCGGCUGAAGGACGAGCUCACACAGAAGGACGUUAAAAUCAGACAGCUGGAGCUGGAGCUCAACAACCUGAGAAACAGCCCCAACACUGACAACACAAACAGUAAUAAUAAUAAUAAUAAUGAUGAUAAUAAUAAUACAUAUUAA
Messenger RNA from Chanos chanos (milkfish), 1488 nucleotides. RefSeq names its product coronin, actin binding protein, 2Ba (gene coro2ba). The record is from RefSeq and is a predicted model, not a curated record. The transcript is spliced from 12 exons. NCBI's taxonomy places the organism in Eukaryota, Metazoa, Chordata, Actinopteri, Gonorynchiformes, Chanidae. Gene Ontology annotation, molecular function: actin filament binding. Bases 10 to 1488 code for a protein of 492 amino acids.